Molecule: messenger RNA, 2671 nt
Organism: Onychomys torridus (southern grasshopper mouse)
Lineage: Eukaryota; Metazoa; Chordata; Mammalia; Rodentia; Cricetidae
Product: leukocyte immunoglobulin-like receptor subfamily A member 6
Exons: 7
Coding region: 4-1407 (467 amino acids)
Biological process (GO): cytokine-mediated signaling pathway
Molecular function (GO): inhibitory MHC class I receptor activity
Source: RefSeq, a predicted model, not a curated record
GCCAUGACCUUCACCUUCACAGCCCUGCUCUGUCUGGGACUGACUCUGGGCCUGGGGACCCCAGUGCUGGCAGGGGCUCUCCCUAAGCCUGUCCUCACAGUACAGCCAGACUCUGUGGUCUCUGAGAAUAUGACAGUGACCUUCUUGUGUGAGGGGACCACAGGAGCCCAAGCAUACAGAUUCUAUAGAGACAGAUACCGUUAUCUAUGGAGAAAGGAGAUUCCACAGGAACUUAAGGACAAGGCUGAAUUCUCAAUCUCAAAAAUAGACCAUUACCAUGCAGGGCAAUAUCGCUGUCAAUAUCAGACCCGUGAUGGCUGGUCAGAGUUCAGUGACUCCCUGGAGCUGGUGGUGACAGGAGUCUACAGUAAACCCAGCCUGUCAGCCCAGCCCAGCCCUGUGGUGACUGAAGGAGGGAAUGUCAGCCUCCAGUGUGUCUCAGGGCAGUCAUAUGACAGGUUCAUUCUGACUAAGGAAGGGUCUCAGAAGCUCUCCUGGACACUGGACUCAGAGUAUAACUCCUAUACCAGACAGUUCCAGGCCCUGUUCUCUGUGGGCCCUGUGACCCCCAGCCAAAGGUGGACAUUCAGAUGCUACAGCUUUCACAAAAACAGUCCACAGGUGUGGUCAGAAUCUAGUGAACCCCUGGAGCUCCUGGUCCCAGGUCUGUCCAAGAAGCCCUCCUUGCUGACUCACCAAGGCCAUAUCCUGGACCCUGGGAAGAACCUCACCCUGCAGUGUUGCUCUGACAUCAACUAUGACAGAUUUGCUCUGUACAAGGUGGGGGGAGCUGACCUCACCCAGCAUGGGGUCCAGUGGACCCAGAGUGGCCUCUCCUUGGCCAAUUUCACACUAGGCUCUGUGACACCCUAUACUGCAGGUCAAUACAGGUGCUAUGGUGCAUACAACCUCUCCUCCAAGUGGUCAGCCUCCAGUGACCCCCUGGACAUCCUGAUCACAGGACGUUUUCCUGUUGUUCCUUCCCUUUCAGUGAAGCCUAACUCCACAGUACACUCUGGAGACAACGUGACCAUGCUGUGUCAGUCAACAUACAAAGUGGACACUUUCAUUCUGUCCAAGGAGGGAGCAGACCACCAACCCCAGCGACUAAAAUCAAAGUUUCACAUUUGGGAGUUCCAGGCAGAAUUCUCCAUGAGUGCUGUGACCUCUGACCUCUCAGGCACCUACAGGUGCUAUGGAUCUCAAGACUCAUCUCCCUACCUGCUGACACAAGCCAGUGGCCCUGUGGAGCUCACUGUCUCAGUCACAGCCUCAGAGAACCAGGAUCACACAGUGGAGAAUCUCAUCAGGAUGGGGAUGGCUGUCAUGAUCCUCAUAGUCCUUGGGCUUCUGGUCUUUGAGGCUUGGGGCAGCCAGAGACAGAUCCACCAUGCAGCUGAGAGGUAAUCAGAAGAGAAAGAAGUACAUCUCUCAAGGUUCCAGAGUCUGGGAAAUGAUCCAAGAUUUCUGCAAGAAAAUCCACUUCUUAUGCUGAGGAACUGUUGUCAGAGAAUAUCCAGGGAGCAAAUGUUCACUGGGAGCAGAGGAAGGUGUGAGUGUUGUGAUGAGAUGCUUCCUCAGCAAAUGAAUUUACAUCCCUCCACCUACUGUGGGCAUUUUCCGACUGGACCAACACUUCCGGAUCUAUAAAUCGAGGGGAUGUGCCGUCCCGUCUGUCAGGCAUGGGUCCACGUUUCUCUACAUCUUUCCUUUCUCUCCCUCUCAUGUGUCAUUCUCCAUUUUUAUAAAUUGAGACAUUUUCCAUGGCAAGAGGCUCUGUCUGUUGGACUAGAAGCAAGGAAGUGCCUUCAACACCCAAAGUGAUGAGUGAAGUCAGAGCCCAGAAUUCAGUCACUCUGCCUGGUGCCACAAAACUCUUCAUGACCCCCACCCUUUCAGUCUCCACACAUGCUCUUCAUGGAGCUUCUCUUGAAAUAUAAAGCCAGUGUUACCACACUGGUGGAAUAAGGACUGUCUCACCAGACAGUGUGGGCAGGACUUGGACAGCGUUUUCUUAACACGAAUCUCUGAUGUAACAUCACAGGAGUGAGGGUGGGUAGUACUGCAUGAAAUUGAUGUGUUUUUCCUUUCAUGUCCCGCUAUUUCUCAUAUAUGCAAAAGCAACUGGCUUGCAGAUCAGUCACCCCAGAAGCAUCUUGUUAGGAUGACUUAUACAAUGACUCAUAAUUUCUAAGUAAACGAUCAUGUUAUCUUCUCUCUCUUUUACCUACACUUGAAAUGCUCUUUUACUUUACUUCUGUUUCUGUACUAGCCAAGUCUUCAAGUACAAAGCUGGAAAUGGGCGAAGAGAGGAGAGUCUGUUACCUUCUUCACGAUUUAAUGCAAAAUUUCUACUUUCUCACCAUUCAGUGUGAUGAUAACUUCGGUAUUUUGGUAUGUGAACUUAUUCUGACUCUGGAGAUUCUCUGUUCCUAAUUUCCUGUGAGUCUCCAUGCUAAAUGGCCAUGGGACACUGCUAAAUGCUAACUACUCAUCAAAAACUGUCUCCACUAUCUAAAUUUCUAAUUUUAACCUUGUUACUAUCAUCAAUAACAUAUGGUUUUGAAUCUUGAUUGGGAUUUAUAUGACUGGGUGAAUUCUAUUUUUUCCAUGAGGUGUUCUUUUCAUUUUAUAAUAUAUUGCCAUGGCUAAAAACAGGAUAUGUUCCAAA